Molecule: messenger RNA, 2476 nt
Organism: Hyla sarda
Lineage: Eukaryota; Metazoa; Chordata; Amphibia; Anura; Hylidae
Product: Na(+)/H(+) exchange regulatory cofactor NHE-RF3-like
Exons: 12
Coding region: 281-2017 (578 amino acids)
Biological process (GO): protein localization to plasma membrane
Cellular component (GO): apical plasma membrane
Molecular function (GO): protein-membrane adaptor activity; signaling receptor binding
Source: RefSeq, a predicted model, not a curated record
AGUGUUACCAUCCUGUACCCCAAGUGUUAUUAUCCUGUACCCCAGGAUGCUAUUGCUGCUGUACGGUACUUCACAACACAACGCUGACCGUAAUAGUCCCCAUGACAAAACUGACAGGAGAUAAAGUCCCCCGGUUAUCCACUAAUGCGGAGUUAAAUAGAUCAUCUUUUAAUUUAACCUUUGCCCAACCAAAGUCCAGCCGAUGUGUGCCAUGCGAAGGUAAGACUUCAUCCUCAGUGCGAGGACAGCGAGCCGACCUCCCCAUCCCCAUCUGACAGACAUGGCCCUGAACACCAAGACCCGUGAGUGCAGUCUAACCAAAGAGGAAGGAAAAGGUUAUGGAUUUUUCUUACGCAUCGAGCAGGAUGAACCCGGUCACCUGGUCCGGUCGGUGGAGAAAGGAAGCAUCGCAGAUAAAGCUGGCUUAAAAGAUGGAGACCGAGUCAUGAAAGUCAAUGGGGUAUUUGUGGAUGACACAGAACACGUGAAGGUGGUGGAGAUGAUUCAGGCCAGUGGGAAAUCUGUGGCGCUGACGGUUCUGGAUGAAGUUUCUUAUUUAAAUUCCAAGAAGAAUACAAAGGACCUGCCCGAGAGUAAAGCACCUUCAGAAGAAAAGGAGUCUCCAAAGCCGAGAAUCUGCUACUUGGCUAAAGGCAAAAGUUCAUUUGGAUUCUCCUUAAAGACACAAAAAAGCUCUGAAGGAUUUUACCUGGAGAGCCUGGCCGCAGAUGGUGUGGCUGCCAAAGCCGGAGUCAAGCAAGGUGACCGCAUAAUUGAAGUAAAUGGAAAGAACAUAGAGAAUGGCUCCUACAAUGAACUUGUCACGCAGAUAAAGGAGUCUGGAGAUUCCGUCGUGUUCCUGGUAGCGGAUAAGGAAACCGAUGACUAUUUCCUUCAACAGAAGAAAAAAAUCUCCGCGGAGGAGGCGACCCUGCAUCUGCUGCCCACUCCCCCGAGGAUUGUGGAGCUCGACAAAGGAGCAGACGGCUACGGCUUUUAUCUCAGACAGGAGAAAAAUCGGAAAGGUCACUUCGUCGUGGAGAUUGAACAAAAAAGCCCAGCGCACAAAGCCGAUCUCAAGGAGUAUGAUCGCAUUGUGGCCGUGAAUGGAGAAUCUGUGGAGAGCUUUGAUCAUGAACAAGUGGUGGAAGCCAUCCGGAAGGGCGGAAAUAAGACCACUCUACUGAUAUCAAACAAAGUGACAGAUGAAAUAUAUGCCAAAGCCGGCAUCUCUCCAUUUCUAUAUCUGAAAACAUCAAAGACUCCAAAACCAGUCAAAACAGAAACUCCAAAACCAGUAGAAACACCAGCGGCCAAGCCCUCCCCUGCACCGGUGCCAGUUCAACCUACAGUUAUUGCUUCUCCCCCUGACCCAAAACACAAGCCUAGGCUAUGCAGACUGGAAAAGGGCGGUUCAGGUUUUGGCUUUAACCUGAAUGCUAUCAAAGACGUCCCAGGACAGUAUAUUAAACAGGUUAGUAAGGGUGGCCCUGCGGAUGUGGCUGGAAUAAAAGAAGAUGACAUCUUACUGGAAGUCAAUGGUGUCAACGUGGAGAAGAACGCUUACGAAGAUGUGAUCAUGAAAAUCAAAGAAGCAGGAGCUAAGGUUACAUUACUGGUGGCUUCACAGGAGGCUUAUGACUACUUUAAGGCAAAAAAAAUCCCAAUUACAUCAUCAAUGGCUGACCCGCUACCCGAAACAAAUGGCCCGUCUUCUCUGAUCGCCAACCAGAAAACUCCACCGAGCAAAGCGAAACCAGCACCAGAACCAGUAACCAUGGAUAUCCAGAAAACUCCACCAAGCAAAGCACGAGCAGCUCCAGAACCAGAAGAAAAGGAUAUCCAGAAAACUCCACCAAGCAAAGCGCGAGCAGCUCCAGAACCAGAAGAAACGGUGAGAACAGAUAAUCAGAAAACUCCACCAAGCAAAGCGCAAGAAGCUCCAGCACCUGUAGAGAUGGAAACUAAAACUCCAGAGGAGAAGCCUCCUAAAGACGAGGAUGACACCGUCCUGUAGACCCCAAGAAGAGGUCUCAUCCUGGCCAAACAUGAAACACGUUGAAGAAAAUUGUCUGUUCUUGGGUCCCAGCUCAGUAAUUGAUCCUCCGAGACUAAAGCCAUCGUCCCCCUAAUACAAGAUCCGAGGUCCUAACCUGGGGGAGAACCUGAGGGAUCGUCGGUUUCAUUAUAAUUCCUUGGUCUCGGGUUGAUUAUUUAUGGUCGGUUUGUAAUGAUUAAACCCUGUGGAGCUUCGUCGCAGUCAAAUAUUUAACUUUUACAACUUGUUUUGCAUCUUGGAGGCUCGGAAAGUAAGAGAUCACUUGAGUUGGUCAUGCAUGAGCUGGUCUUACCUCGUGACGACUAUUAGGCCUUAGCUAUGGGCGGCCAAAACAAGAUUAAACUUUUGUCCUCGGGAUAAGUUGUUAAUAAAAAUAAAAAGUAUAUGGGUGACUCGUCUGCCCAUUUGUGUUCUUUA